AUGAUGUCCUUUCCUCGCGAUGACUGCGGCGGCGGCGGCGGCAGCAGCAGCACCAUGACGGCCGCCCCGCCACAGCAGCAGCACCACCAUGUCGUUCCUUCCCUGUCGACGCAUUCGUCCUUGUCGGAGCUGAACAACCCGAACGCGAUACAGCUGCAUGGACUUCUCCCCGAAACCGGCGCCGCCGUCGUACCUGCUCCCUUCACGACGGCGCCGACUUCUUCGUCGCCUGCGCACUGUCACCCCAGUGUGCUGAAUAGUAACAACAGCGGUCACAGCACGAGCAGUCCCAUCCCUCUGUCCCAGCAACUGCAGCCUGUUUUUGUGGGCGCGACGUCGUCCACAUCGAUCUUGUCCUCCUCCUCUCCAGAUCCACAGCAGCUGCACAGAACGGCGGCCAUCACGCCCUUCACCACGUGCCCACCUCUGGCACACAGAGCGCCGCCUCCGGUACCCGGCUAUCUCGCCUUUCCACACUCGUCCGCUGGCCACGGUAGCGGCGGGAUCCCCUCACCCCUCCAACAGCACCAGCAGCAGCAACUCCACUUGCUCUCUGCUGGGGCUAACGCUGCGGCACCAGAAGGUCUGGUGCCCUUCACCGCCCCCGCCACCGCUCCCCCGCCGCUUCCCUCGACGGGAGCAGUCGGGACACCGACCACGGCAACGACGACGAGUCUCAGUGCGUUGGCGGGCCUUGACGACCUGCAGCAGGCACACGAGCGACCCUUCCGUUUCAAUGUCCUGCCCCCGCCGCCGCCGUUUGAGGAGUUCCUCAUGCUGUGGGAGACGAACGCGUCGGAUCGGCGCGCUUCUGGAGCCACGACGAUGGGCGAGGACACGAGCAGCAACAGCAUCACCCACCAGCAGCAGCAGGGAAUCGCCCAUGGAGGGGGCCACAGGAGUAGCGGAGCUGCUCCAGCGAUGGAGCGAGGCAACGUGGAGGCGGUUCUGCGAGCAUCUACCAGUGAGCGUGCCGAAGACGACGGGGCCGCGCCGUGCACGGCAGCUGCAGCAGUCAAUCUGCCUGACAACACCCGCAUCCGCGGCGAGUCGACCCAAAGCACACCAGAGCCCAGUGCCAUGGUCGCCCAGUACCGCAAAAUCCUCGAGCGAUGGUGGGCGUACACGGUUCUCUUCGCGAGUAAACCGGAAGUACGCGAACGGCUGGGCAACCCGCAUCUGUGUCCGUCUUUCACAGAUGCACAGCAGGCGGUAGCAGCAGCGGUCUCCCCGAUACCGGCGACGGCAGCGGACGCCUUCACAGCGGAGAAAGUUGUCCUGCAGGCCUGGUCGACACUACUGCUACAGUGGUGGGAAGAAACAAAGCAGCGCUGUCGUCCUCGGCAGAGUCGUCACGGGGCACUGCACCGAGGAGCACCCCCAACUCGAAUGGACAGCGACGGAGUGGACAGCACCAGAAGCCCCAACGAGACGCGCGACACCGCGUCGUCGGAAAGUGUGAACUCCUACGAACUGCCGAGCGCCGAGGAGGGACCCCUCACCCGAUCGCUGCCGCCGCCUGACCACGACCUUCUCCUGCACUUUGACUUCACGAUCCAGUCUGCGUCAAGCAGCCCAACGGACAGCUUGCCGUUGUGA
Messenger RNA from Leishmania mexicana MHOM/GT/2001/U1103, 1599 nucleotides. RefSeq lists its product as hypothetical. The record is from RefSeq and is a predicted model, not a curated record. Lineage: Eukaryota; Euglenozoa; Kinetoplastea; Trypanosomatida; Trypanosomatidae. The transcript has a single exon. Bases 1 to 1599 code for a protein of 532 amino acids.